AGUUGAGCGCGCGAGCUGUUGGCCGGCGCACACAGACGACUCCAGCGAGCGAGUGAGAUCUGUUACGGAAAUGACGUUUUCUGAAAGCUGAAAGCCCUCACAAUUAAAAAGUUCUUUGCGGCCGACUCAUGGAGGAGGACGUCUUGAAUGCGCUGCAGAUGCGCUGCGCUUAUCUGUGCGGCGGCUAUGAUCGGGACAGGCGAAUCAUAUUCAUUGUGAAUGCAUUCAAUGAUCAACAAUUGUGGAAUCGCCGCUGCCUGCAACUGACGCUCGACUAUCUCAAGCGUUCGCUCAGCGCGUCUGUCUUGCAGCAUGGGGUGAGCGUCGUUGUCAACGCCCAGGAGAUCAGCUCGCGCAUAUCCAGGCAGCACGUGCGCCAGAUUUAUGCGCUCUUUGGCGGCGACAUCAGCGUCGAUGUUUAUCUAGUCAGAGCGGAGGGCUUCUGGGAGAAGCACGUGGAGCCUUGCGCCAAGUCGCAGACCAAAGGCGAGCCCCUGGUGCUGUCGAAGGCACGCCUGGCCAAAUUCAUAGAGCUGCACCAAUUGCCCGAGGAGCUGGGCGGCACGCUGCAAUUCAAUUAUGAUCUAUGGCUGCAGCAGCGCAAGUCCGUGGACGAGUUCAGCAAGACCCACGCGCAAACUCUGGCCGGCAUGGAGCAGCUGUUGGCGCUGCUGAAGUCGCUGCGGCCAGCGGAAGCGGAUGUCGAGCUUAAGAAGUGCGCUCAGCUGCAUACGCACGUGCAGCGCAGCAUUGAGUCGGCGAUUGAGAUGGGUAACGCGAUCUUGGCGCGCUUUAACGAAGUUUACGAGACGCAAACGGCAACGCCACAUGCCGCACCUGCUGCUGCCAGCUCAACACACACAACAACAGCAACAACAACAGCAGCAGCAGCAACAUCGUCAACUGCAACUGGCAGUGGUCAGUGCCCUGCUAAGCCGCUGCUGCCGCCCGACCUGAGCUGCGAGCGAGCCCGCAUCGAGCUGCGGCUGAAUGAGAUCGAGAAGAAGCAGACGGCCAUACGCACCGCUUGGCUGGAGCUGCUGCGGGCGCUGCGUGAGGCACGCGAGCUUUGCACCCUGGCCGAGGGCGUGGCCUUUGUCACCAACUGGAUUCUGAACCAGGCCGAGCAGCUGCUCAGCCGGCAGCGCAGCGUCGGCAGCGAUGUGCGCGCCUCCGAAACGCUGCGUGCGGCGCACGAUCAACUGGAGCUGGAGUGCCGCGACACCUACGGCUGCUAUGCAGAGCUGCUCUACAAGAUCGAGCAGUUUGCCAAGGAGCGCGACGCCGCCCUGUGCCAGGACCUGCUCUCGCAGCGCGACUUCAUGCAGUUCGUGUGCCGCUCCUUUGCCGAGCGCCUGGAACGACGCCGCAAGGUGCUGAUGACGGCGCUGCGCUUCCACCGGCUGCUGGAGCAGUUCGAGGAGCAGCUGCUCAUAGCCAACCAGGCAGCCGAUGCCGAGCCCAGUGAGCUGAGUGCCCCACAAGCGGAGGCCAUGCUCAUGCAGCUGAAGACCAGUCAGCAGCUCUUGGGCAACAUCGAACGCGAACUUGUGCGCGAGGGCGAGAAGCUGAGCGACAUGUUGGCCAUGCCAGUGAAAGACGCCUUGGGCCGUGACCUCCAGCUGGACUACAGCAACGACAUUGCCCAGCUGCGUCGACAGAUCGACGCGAGCCGCGAGCGCCGGCAGCUGUGCGGACAGAGGCUGGCGCUGCAGCGGCUCACCUUGGAGCAGGUGACCCACAUUCACGGCUACGAGCAGGAGGUGCGCUGCGCUCUCCAGUGGCUAAACGAGCUGUACGCGGUGCUGCUGCGCUGUCACUCCCAUGUUGGCUGCAACAUACACGAGAUUCAGCUGCAGAAGGACGAGCUGCAGGGGUUUGAGGAAACCGGACGGAGCAUUUUCAACUACGGCUGCCAGCUGCUAGAGGCCGCGCAGACGCUGCGCCUCUGCUGCAAGCUGGAGCAGCCGGAGUCGGAGCAGUUUCAGCUGCAGCUGCAGCGCACCUGGCACAGUCUGCAGUCCAUUGCCCAGGAGCAGAUGACCCGGCUGCGCGUCUCGGCGGUCUUCCAUCGCAGCGUGGAGGCCUACUACAGGCAGCUGCGCGACCUGCGCCCCCUGCUCACCCAAGAGCUGGCCUCCCAGCUGCAGCAGCAGCGCCAGCAGCACAACCGCAGCAGCAGCGGCAUUAGCAGCGAUGCCGAAGCCUCGCCAGAGCUCUCGCCAGCCGACGGCCUUGGCGCACGCCUGCAGCGCCACCUGUUGGCGAGAGAGCAGCUGCUGGUUGAGGUGGGUCGCAUGGUGCGCCUGGGCCGGCUGCUCAAGAAGCGGCUGAAGGAGCCCUUUGUGCUGGAUGCGCUCACAGGCAAAAGCGUUGUGCCGGAUGAGCUGCCGCUGGACAGCAGCCCGAGCCCGAUGCACGACAGCGGACGCAACAGCAGCACGGGCAGCGGCGAGUCCGUUCAGGCGGAAACACCAGCCACGUUGACUGUGACGCCGACGGGCAGCAACGACCUGGCCUGUGCCGCCAUCUCGCACAAGCUGAGCGCCAUUGCCGAGGUGGCCGAGUCAUUGGAUGCGGUCAUACGAGACUGCAGCGGCGCCGAGCUGGACCUCCCCACCAAUGCCAGCCACAAGAAGCUGGGCAUGGCCAGCGAGGACUGGCAGUCGCGUUCGACGGAAGAUGAGUCCUUUGCCACGGCCUCCGAGGGCAAUUUCACGCCCAAUUCGCAUUCGUCUUCCUUUCAAACGGCCUCGGGCCGCACCAGCUCCUACAUUGGCUCCGCCAAGAACUCCUUUGACGAGGCGGACGACUCGACGCUGAGCAACUUUGAAAUACCCGAGCUGCCGCAGUCGCCGGUGAACAUGUCCUUUGAGAGCUCCGAGCUGAGCUACUUCUCUGCCCAGCAGCCGCUCAAAUCGGAUGAUCAGGAUAGCGUGGUGGGCGUGGCCGAGCUGCACAGCCAAAGCGUAACGCCCACGCCCGAAGAAGAGCAGCUGCUGGCCCAGCCCAUCGAAUCGGACAGCGAACUAGAGGCCUACGGCCUGGACGCGGCCCACAUCAGCACCGAGCUGCUGCCCAGCGCCUCGACGGCCGUCACGCCGGAGAUUGUGGAUCCAUAUCUCGAGACGAAGCCCUCGGUGCAGGCAGUGGAGGAGACACUGAACGGCUUCAGUAAGCGGCAAGUCGACGUGACGAGCAGUCUGGAAAAUUGGACAACGACCAUUGCGGAAAAGCGCGAAGUAGAAUAUCUGCUAGAGAAAGUCAUGAGCGACAACGAGGAGACCGUGGCCAAGAGCACGCAGGUGGACACACAGCUGUAUCCGGUGUUCAGCACACCCAGCUUGGACUCCAAGCAGCUGCUGACGAGCACGCGCGAGAAGCUGGGCCUGGUCACCCAGGACAUUGAGCGCGCCCAGGAGGAGAUCCAGCAGCGCAUACAGACCACGCUCAGCAUACAGACCAAGGACCAGCAGUCGCUGGCCAAGAUCGAGCAGGUGAUCAACAACCUGCGCAUGCUGAAGGCGAAGCUCGAUGGCAUCAAGUACGACUAUCGCACGCUGCUGGAGAGCGUGCUGCAGUUCCUCGAGAACAUCGUGCAGCUGCGCCGCGAGAUCGAUGCGUAUUUCGCCAGCCGACAGCAGUCGGCCGCAACGGGCCCGGCCUCGGCCUCGGGCGUGGAGCGCACCAUAGCCGAGCACGAGAAAUUCCGCGAUCAGUGCAUGGAUAAAUUUAGAUCGUUAAUCACACAAUCCGAACUGCUGAUCGAUCGUGUGCGCGUAUUGGAGCCGCCGGGCGCUCGCGAAAUCGACACUGAUCGCAUUUUGAAGUUGUUGGAGAAUCUGCGCAUUCACUUCGAGUCGAACAGCAGCGCCACCAUGUCCACUCUGGAGCGUCUCGAGAAGAUCGAGCAGUUUCGCAGCGACCUGGAGGAUAUCGAUCGCAGUCUGGACAGCGUCAGCAAGCAGCUGCACGAUAUUAAUGGACAGAGUGUGGAUAGUCUGGCGGCUGCCAAGACCACGUCGCUGGCAUUCGAGUACUUUGAACGUACCAUAGAGCUGCUCGAGAAGCGCAUCGAGAAGUUCACGGAGACCACGCGGCAGCAGCUGCUCAUUAGCAAUCCCGAGAGCGAAUCGUAUGUGAAGGACGAGCUGCGCAAGCUCAACGACAAAUGGCAAAGCUUCAAGGAUCAAGUGAGGCAGAAGCGCAAGAGCCUCAAUCAGGCCAACGACUUCUUCGAGGCAGUUGAGAAGAUCGAUGCGGAGUACCGGGAGAUCAGCUACUUCUACAAUAGCGUCUCCAACAAGGUGCCCUAUUUGCGCGACGCCGUCGAGGCCUCGAAUCUGGUGAAUGACAUUGAGAAGUAUGUGACCAGUCGAGAGCCGGCGCUGCGUGCCAAGCUGGACAGCGCUUCGCAGUGCGCGCACGACAUGAACAAGGUAUCGACGCUCUACAACGACGUGAUGAACAUCUUCCAGUCGUUCAUCAAGCUGAAGACGGACAUCAACACCGUGCAGGAGCGACUCAAGCAGGAGCAGCGUCAGCGCGAGCAGCGGGAGCAGGAGGCGCGCGACCAGGCCGAGCGCGAGAAGGCGAUUCGUGAGGCAGAGGCCAGAGAGCGCUUGGCGCGCGAGGAGCAGGCGCGCCUGGAGGCGCAACGUCAGCAGGCGGCCAUUGAGCAGGCGCAGCGCGAGCUGGCGGCAAGGCAACUGUCGCUGCGCGAGCAGGCGGUGCGCGAGGAGGAGGCGCGACUGCAGGCAGUGCGCGAGCAGGCGGCCAGGGAGCAGCUGGCCAGGGAGCAAGCAGCGCGCGAGGAGGAGCAACGCAUCCAAACGCUGCGCGAGAUAGCCAAGCGGGAGGAGGAGCUGCGCUUGCAGGCGCUGCGCGAUGAGGAGGCGCGUCUGCAUAACAAACGCGAGGAGGAGUUGAGAGUGAAGCGGGAGGAGGAGAUCCGCCUGCGGCGCGAAGAGGAAACCAGGCAGCAGCGCGAGGAGGAGGACAGGCAGAGGCGCGAGAACGAGUCGCGCAUUCAGCGUGAGGAGAUCACGCGGCUGCAGACGCUGCGCGAUCAGGUCGACCAGCAGCGCAUCGUGACGGAGAACAUACGCAAGGAUAUCCAGGUGAACCAGAUCUUCACGGAGCUGCGCUACGCCUCGCCGCUGUUCGUGCGCCCGCUGAAGGAUGCGCUGGCCCGCGAGGGCGAGCGCUUCGUCUUCGAGUGCGAGGUCACGGGCACGCCGGAGCCGAGCGUCGAGUGGUUCAAGGACGGCAUCAGCAUUCAGAGCAAUGCGGACUACAAGACCAGCUUCGACAAGGGCAUCUGCCGGCUGGUCAUCGAGGAGACCUUUGCCGCGGACACGGCUCGCUUCAGCUGCCGCGCCUCCAACCUGGUGGGCACCUGCGACACCAAUGCCACGCUGACGGUGCGCGAGAACGCCGCCGAGCUGCAGCUGGUGCCGCCGCGCAUCCUGCGCUUCCUGGAGAGCGGCAAGGCCACCGAGGGCACCGCCUUCCAGUUCUCCUGCGUGGUCAGCGGCGUCCCCCUGCCCACCGUGCAGUGGUUCAAGAACGACAAGUGCAUCGACGACUCGCCGGACUACGUGAUCAGCUACAACAAUGGCGAGGCCACGUUGCGGUUCGACGAGGUGUUCCUCGAGGACGACGCCGUCUACACCUGUAGCGCCUCGAACCCCGCCGGCAUCGAGCACUGCUCGGCCAGUUUGAUCGUAGAACCACUCGAACCCACUGAGCUGCCCUGCUUCAAGAUGCCGCUGCAGAACGCCAUGGCGCGUGUCGGACAGAAGAUCAAGAUGGAGGCCCUGGUCACGGGCAUACCGCAGCCCGAAAUCCGCUGGCUCCACAAUGGCAAACCAUAUCAGCCACGCGACUCAAAAUACGAAAACGGACGCGUUACGCUCACAAUACCGCAAGCCUAUCCAAACGACGCCGGAUCCUACGUGUUGAGUGCUAAGAACUUGGCUGGCGAAGCUUACAGCAGUUGCAACAUUAUUGUCAAGGGUCGUCUGCCGAACGAGACGUCCGAUUCAGAGAUGGCUAGCGAUAUCGAGCCCAUCCGUCCGGCGGUGCAUAUUCCACUGAAGGACGUCUUCAUAUUCGAGGGCAAGCCAGUGCGCCUGGACUGCGUGAUCGUGGGCCAGCCCGAGCCGGAGGUCAUUUGGUAUCACAACGAGCGACCCGUCAAGGAGUCGGCCGAUGUGCAGCUCCUGUUCCAGGGCGAUCGCUGCUCGCUCUUCAUACAGGAGGUCUGCCAAGAGGAUGGCGGCAGCUACAAGGUGGUUGCCAUCAACUCAGCGGGCGAGGCCUCGAGCAGCUGCGAACUGAAGGUGACAUCACUGAACACGUCAGAGUCAGCGACGCGACUGCAGGCCGAUCGUCAGUCCUUGCCCAGGGAGUCGCUGCCCAAGUUCGAGCGCCUGCUCUCCGAUGUGCUCGCCGACGAGGGCGAGCAGGUGGUGCUGGAGGUGCAUGUGAAUGGCGACCAGCCAUUGCGGGCCCAGUGGUACCUGACCAACAAGGAGCUGCAGCUGAACGAGCGCGUCACCACCCAGUCCGAUGCCGAGGCUGGCAUAUUCAAGCUAAUUCUGAAGAACGUGGAUGCCAGCGACAAAGGCGUCUACACGGUCAAGGUCUCGAACGACGCGGGCGAUGCCAAGUGUUUCUCGCAUCUCAUUGUCAAGUCCGUGAACGCCCCCGAGAACCGUCGCGGCAGUCAAUCAUCCGUGGAGAUCGUCGAGCGACAGCUGUGCCCCGAGUUCAAAGAGCUCUUCAGCGACAAGCAGGCCCACAUCGACGAGGUGGUCAAGUUCGAGUGCAUUGUGGUGGGCAAGCCGACGCCCAAGGUGCAUUGGUUUUUCAACGACCAGCCGGUGCACGGCCACAACUUCCUCGUCUCCACCAGCGGCGAUCGUCAGGUGCUGACCAUUCAGCAGCUAACACACGACGCCGUUGGCAAGAUCAGCUGCACGGCCGAGAAUGACGCAGGCAAAGCCACUUGUGUGGCCUUCCUGAAUAUCAUUGGCAGCAGCCCGGUGCCCGCCUCCAGCAACUUGCAGACCAUGACCCAGGAGCACAACACCGAAUCGUCCCGGGUGACCAUCAAGAAGCAGACCUUCACCACCACCUCCACAUCGCAGGUGAACUCGUAUGAGGGCAACGUGCCGCAGACGGAGGUGCAUCACUCGUCGGCCCACAUUGAUCAGUCGCUCAAGCAGCUGGGACAACAGCGGCCGGAGAUCGUGGAGAGCCAUCACUACCAGGAGCUGCACAAGAGCAAAGAGAUGAGCAGCCCCUCGGUGCAGCAGAAGUCCUUCACGCUCGUUCAGUCCACCAAUGGCGGCACAGCUGCCCCGGCCAUUGGCAUGCCCGAGUCGCCAACAAAAUUGCGCAAGGAGAUAGCGCCACGCUUCACCACCCCACUGACGGGCAAGAUUGUGGAUCAGGGCGCCAAUGUGAGCAUGGAGGCCAUCUACGAUGGCUAUCCCUCGCCCGAGAUCAAGGUGGAGAAGAAUGGCGAUCAACUGUUCGACAAUGCGCACACCAAGAUAUCCAACAAACACAAUCGCGUGACCAUUGAGCUGAAGGAGGUGGGCGUGGCCGAUGCGGGACGCUAUGCGGUGACGGCAUCCAAUGCGGUGGGUCAGUCAACAAGCACAGCGGAUCUGGUGGUGAAAAAGACCGUCUUUCCGCCAGUCUUCGGCCGUCGCUUGCAGGCGCAGGUUAGCAAGAAGGGAGAGCGAUUGAUUAUGGAGGUGGAAGUAACGGGACUGCCAGAGCCCACAGUCACCUGGCUAAAGGACGACAAGCCACUCAAGGAUGCUGGCAUCUCUGAGCACCGCCUGCUUGCCCAGGGCAACUCGUACAAGCUGAUCAUCGAGAAAGCACAAACAACGGACUCUGGCAAGUAUAUGGUGAGGGCCACGAAUGCUGGCGGCGAGGCCAAGAGCAUUGCGGACUGCGCCAUCUUGGAGCCGUCGCCGGAACGCAUGCAGGAGGUGGUCAAGACCAUCGUCUACGAGACGCCGGCCAGUGAAUUCAAAACUGAAAACCAGAGCCACUUCAACAAAGAGCCCCAAUCAUAUCAGACCAAUCAAACCGAUGCAACCACUGCCAACGAUCUGCAUGGCCUGUCCGAGUCGAAAGUUAUCACUGAGCAUCGUUGCACCACCGAGGCAACGAUGCGUCUAGAGCACAAGUCGACAUAUAAUGACCUGCCCGAGUUGAGUCUGCGACCAAAGACACCAACCACCUACACCACCACUGACACCACCACCAAUAAUACCGCUACCAACAACACUGCCAGCAUGGACCAGACCGAUACCCAGGCCAGUUAUAAGACUGGCGUCACACAAACCCCGCCGCCCGUGCCACCCAAGCCCUGUCCGCCCGUUGUGGGCACGGCUUUUGGCCAGCCGGCGCAGGCGCAGGCGCAGCCACAACCACAACAACCACCGCAGAUGCAGACGCAAAUCAACACCAGAUACGAGAGCAGCAGCAACGAGCACAAAAUGUCUUCGUCCUUUGAGUACUUCAAGAAGAUCGAUGAGGAAACCGUUACACAGCGACCCAAGCCACAGGCCCAGCGACCCUUGGAGACGGUGGUGCGCCAGCCGCAGGCGCAAACGUUGGCCGAAGAGCUGAGAAGCUUGAAUCUAAUACCCGGAGCACCGCCAGAGUUCUGCUACACGCCCAAGAGCGAGAAGCAGCUGCCCAAGCAGCCGCUCAUCACCGAGAAAAUCAAGAUUUUGGAGGAGGUGCAGCCCAGGACGCCACCACCACAGGGUGGUGUGCCCGUCUUCCCGCCACCUCUCAAUCUGCAAAGUGUGCAGCACGAGACAACCCUCACCAAGGAGGUCAAGGUGGAGUACAAGCAGCCCAUUGUGCGGCCCGCCGCGGUGCUGGCAACGCCGGCCCAGCAGAACACGCGUUCGCCUUCGCCCAAGCCAUCGGCAGAGGGCGUGGCCAUGUCUAAGCUGUGGACGCCCAGUGGCCCCACCAGCUACUCCAGCGAUGUGGAGCAGAAGUCGGAGCGCCAGAUCAGCAUCACUAAGCUGCCCACGCCCACGCCCACCAAGGAGCUGAACGCCCCCUUCCUGGUGCAGCAGGUCGCCAAGAACAUCUCGCCACCAACUCCGGCACCCGUCACUCGAGUGGUCAACGUUGAACUCGAGCCCGGCACUCCGCCGGAGAUUUGCUUUGCGCCCAAGCAAGAGGAAGUGCGUCGUCACUCGCUGGUGGAGAGCAUGGAGCAGAAACUGGAACAGAAUCUCAUCCAGGGUCCCAGCAAGGUGCUGCCCCACUCGGUGCCCACGCUGACGCCCGUCACGCCACCCAAGGCCAAUGGCUACCGCCCGCCGCCCCCAGUCAUGCCCAGCCGCCUGGGCGCCCACUACGAGAGUGACUACGAGAGCGAUCGCUACAAGUACAGCGGCAGCGAGUCCGACGAGCCGGGCAAUCGGGCGCGCCAGCAGCAGGCCACCCUAGAGUCGUCGUUCAAGUCGAGUGGCUAUGCCGCCGACACGGAGGAGCACUCCAGCUACCGCAAGUCCGAGAGCAGCUUCUAUGAGACGAAAUCAUCGACAGCCACGAACAAGCUGCAGCCGGAGCCACCGGCGCAGCUCUACUUUGCCCCGCCGGCGGCGACACAGCAAACCAGCUACAGUCAGGAGGCGAAGAACUACAAGUACACCUCGUCGAGCAUGACUAGCAAUAUGCAGCAGAGCAGCAGCAGCUCCACACACCGCGAGACCAAGUAUUCCUCGAGUGCCACGCCCCUGAUCACGCCCAGCCCAGUGCCGGCGCAGCGCAAGACGCCCGCCACGGAGUUCAGCGAUUACAGCAGCGAGGUGGACGAGCGCUUCCGUUCGGUGUCGCGAGCCAACGAAUCCGACUCGGACAUCAAGGGCUAUCGCGUGGUGUUCCCGCCCACGCCCACGCCGCGCACCAACAUCGCCAACGGCCACAAGUCGCCGGUGGUCGUAGUGACGCCCUCUCCCAUGGAGUUUGAGCCAACUCCCCCGCAGCUGGGCAGCUUCACGCGUCCCAAGUUCGAGCCGAUUGGCAAGGAGAUACGCCACGAGAUCAGAACCGAGAGCAGCUCCAAGCAGUACUCGAGCAGUCAACAGAAGCAGCAGCAGCAGCAGCAGCCCCAGCAGCAACCGCAGCCUGUCUUCAAGCCCAAGCCGGUGGCAGCCAAGUUCAUAGCCGCCACCCAGCAGCAGCAGCAGCCGCUGCCCAGCUCCAGGCCGACCAUGUUCUACAAUGCGGUUGCGGGCGCGCCAAUGCACAUGGCCAAGGUGGCCCACGAGACGAAGAAUGUGAUGCAGAUGCACGAGUCCACGGAGAGCUCUCAGCGCGUUGUCAACAUGCAGCAGACCAAGCGCGUCAUCCACUUUGACAACCAACAGCAACAGCAGCAGCAACAGCAGCAGCCCGCUCUGGAGCCCUUCCCUUACAGCCCGGCCGGCAGCCGCACGCCAUCGCGUCAAUCGCAUCUGCCGCCGCCGGCCACGCCCACCAAGUUCAUACCCGGCGAGUAUCGGGAGAGCGACUACGAGAGCGAAGUGGAAGGCACACGCAUUCAGCCGCUCUGGUCGCCCUACGGCGAUGGCCAGACCAAGGGCUAUCGACGCGUGGCGCCACCGCAGGCUGGGGCUCGCUCCUGCAGCCUGCCGCGCAGCUACGAGCGCGUGCUCUCGCCCAUGGAGUUCGACCGUGGCCCCGAAAUGCCAAGCAAGAUAUUCGUCGAUGUGAAUACGCUGCGCAAGGAGCAGCGCGGCGGCAGCACUGUGACCACGCAGCAUCGCACGCAGUCGCUGAAUCGCAACAGCACCAUGAGACAGCAGUUCGGCAACCGUUUGCCAGAUGGCUCCCAGGAUCAGACAGAUCUGCAGCAGCAGCAGCAGCAGCGAGCGGGCACCUUGCCGCGGUAUGGCUACAGCUCGCUGCAGCAGCAGGCGGAGGGUCAGGGCAAGCGCAUGGGCUCCACGUUCCUACAGAAGUCGCAUCAGUUCAUCGAGGAAGUCAGCCGGGACAUGCAGAGCCAGCAGAUCGGCUCGAAUGGCGGACUGCGUCCAGGGUUCAGGCGUGCGCCGAGCGAGGGCAGCAACCAGCCGCAGGCCUACAGAGAUGAGUCGCGCGUCUCGCAGUACGAUCAGGGCACCCAAACGGAGAGUCUGCUCAUAACCGAGGAUGAGGAACAACGGCAGCAGUCAGCGAGUCAGCAGGAAGCCAAUAAAACGCCGCUACGCAAAUCCGCGUCGUUCUCAUCCUCGACCACGGCCUCGACCCAAUCGCCGGGCAGCUCGUCGCUGGGCUCGGCCACAUCGACCAUGUCGUUGCGCUCCACAACGCCGCAGCGCGUCAGCUCGACGCGUGCACUGCGCAGCGAUACCAUCAACACGUUCCAGAAAUGGGAAACGACAAUUGAGUCGAUCAGCUAUGUGAGCACGAAAACUGUUUCCAUCUCUGACUUUAGCCAGGAGCCGCAGCUGCAGACAAAUGGCCAGCAGGUGCAAGCAGUACAACAACAUCAAGGCGGUUUCGGAGGCACCUAUGUACCGCCCUCGUUGACACACGUUUAUGCCCAAGGUGACAUCUCACCGCCUGUAUUCGAGCAAAUCUUUAAGAACGCUCGCUUCGCUCAGGGUGGCAACGCCCUGUUCGAAGGCAGGCUCCGUGGCAACCCGAAGCCAUUCGUUACAUGGACCCGAAAAGGCGCACCACUUCUCGAGUCGCAAAAGUUCCGGAUGAGCUACAACGAGGCCACGGGUGAUGUCUCCCUGCUGAUCAACCAGAUCGGACCCGGCGACGAAGGCGAGUACACGUGUACGGCUCGUAAUCAGUACGGCGAGGCCAUCUGCAGUGUCUACAUUCAACCGGAAGGCGCCCCAAUGCCUGCACUGCAGCCCAUCCAGAAUCUGGAGAAGAACAUCUACUCCAAUGGUUAUUCGUAUACGUCCAUUGAGGAGGAGUUCCGUGUGGACACGUUUGAGUAUAGACUUUUGCGCGAAGUCUCCUUCAGGGAGGCCAUAACGCGCCGCUCUGGCUAUGAGCAGGACACCCAGCUGUCCCAUGAGCUCGACCGUUCUCUUGGCCCUGCGCACGCACCACAAUUAUCGCAGAAGCCCAGAAACUCCAAGCUCAUCGAGGGCUCUGAUGCUGUGUUCACAGCCCGCGUUGGCUCCAAUCCAAAGCCACGUCUCACCUGGUUCCACAACGGACAGCGUUUGGUCGCCUCGCAAAAGUAUGAGAUCUCUUAUUCGAGUGGCGUUGCCACACUGCGCGUGAAGAACGCCAAUGCCAAGGAUGGCGGCCACUACACCCUCCUGGCUGAGAAUUUGCAGGGCUGCGUCGUCUCGUCCGCUGUGCUGGCCGUCGAGCCGGCCGCUGAGACUGCCUACGAGCCCAAGCCCGUGGACACGAUGGCCGAGCAGCUGGAAGUCGGCAAGGCCUUGCCGCCCACUUUUGUGAAGGCCUUCAGCGAACGCGAAGUCACCGAGGGUCGCAUGACGCGUUUCGAUUGCCGUGUCACCGGCAAUCCCUAUCCCGAGGUAUUCUGGUUUAUCAAUGGCCGUCAAGUGCGCGACGAUGCUUCGCACAAGAUUCUGGUCAACGAGUCCGGCAGCCAUUCGCUGAUGAUCACGAACGUGAGCCGCCUGGAUGGCGGCUCUGUUCAAUGCCUGGCCCGCAACAAGGCUGGUGAGGUGGCCAUUGAGGCGCCGCUGCAUGUGCUGGAGAAGGAGCAGGUUGUCGCACCACAAUUUGUGCAGCGCUUCAGCACGAUGACAGUGCGCGAGGGUGAGCCCAUCACCAUGAGCGCCAAUGCCAUUGGCACACCCGUGCCGCGCAUCACCUGGCAAAAGGAUGGAGUACAGAUCUCAUCAACUGCCGAACGUUUUGUGGGCAUCGAUGGCGGCGCCACCUGCCUGGAGAUACCACAAGUUCGGGCAACUGAUGCUGGCUGGUAUCAGUGUACCGCACAAAAUAUUGCCGGUUCCACCGCGAACCGCGCAAGACUCUAUGUCGAAGUUCCCAGAGAGCAACCAAGUCAAGAACAAAGGCGUCUUAAUCUACCAAGACCAACGAAAGUUAUCGAGCCUGAGCCAAUCCCUGGGCCAGAGAUUAUUUAUUUGCGCCAUGUGGAACGCGCCAAGCCCCAUCUGCGUCCCGGCGAGGAGGAUCGCGUCUAUCCUCCGCCACAGUUCAUCAUACCGCUGCAGAACGUGCAGCAGACUGAAGGUGGUCGAGUCCACAUGGAGGCGCGCAUCGAACCCGUCGGCGAUCCCAGCAUGGUCGUCGAGUGGUACCUCAAUGGUCGUCCCCUGGCAGCCAGUGCCCGCGCCACAUCUGUCUUCAAGUUUGGCUUCAUUGCUCUGGAUUUGCUGAGCAUUAUGGGCCACGAUGCUGGAGAAUAUAUGUGCCGCGUCAGCAAUGCCAGCGGCGUGGCUGAGUCGCGCGCCAUUUUGUCGGUGGUGCAGCGACCAUCCAUUGAGCAAUCGUCGCAGAAUCCGAACAGCUUGCAGUACAUCAAUCAGCUGGAGGAUUACUCUCGUUAUCAGCGCCAGGAGAGCUCAGAGGAGUUGAUGAAUCAAGCUCCACAAUUUAUACGUCCACUGCGCGACCUUGGUGAGUUCGAGGAGGGCAAGAAUGUGCACUUCGAGGCACAGGUGACCCCCGUGAAUGAUCCCAGCAUGCGUGUCGAGUGGUACAAGGACGGCUUGCCAAUCACCGCCAGCUCGCGCAUCACGGCUAUAUUCAACUUCGGCUAUGUCUCCCUAAACAUAUUGCACCUACGCGCCGAAGAUGCGGGCAACUACACCGUCCGUGCCGUGAAUCGCAUUGGCGAGGCCAUCAGCCAGUCCACCAUUCGUGUGCAUUCGCGCUCCCAGGUCACCGCCGAUCUGGGCAUACCCGAGCAGCAGCGUUACAUUGAGAAGGUGGAGGAAUUGGAGGACUAUCGCAAGUCUCAGCAGCGUCGCCACGUUCAGGAGGCACCAGAGGCCAUUGCGCCACCCCAAUUCAAGACACCAAUCCAGAAUCAACUGGACCUGCGAGAGCACGCGCAUGCGCACUUCGAGGCACGCCUCGAACCCGUUGGCGACUCGACCAUGCGCGUGGAGUGGCUCAAGGAUGGGCAACCCCUUGAGGCCAGCUCGCGCAUAACUACUUACCACAACUUUGGCUACGUCGCGCUGACCAUCAAGCAGAUAACCAUCUACGAUGCCGGCACCUACACCUGCCGCGCCUACAACGCCAUGGGCCAGGAUACAACCACGGCCCAGCUGACGGUCAUAUCGAAGAACGAGAUCGUCUCGGACACGCAGCAUCCGGGUGGUCUGCAGAAGAUUCAGCAUCUGGAGGACUCGUCGCGUUAUGGUCGCCGCGAGGAGGAAGAAACCUCCAUCACCCAGGCACCACGCUUCCUGGGCCCCCUCAAGGGCACCACCAAGAUCUUGGAGGGUCAACGCGCCCACUUUGAGGCUCGUGUCGAGCCACAGAGCGAUCUGGGCCUGCGCAUCGAAUGGUACCACAAUGGACGUGCCAUCACCGCCGCCAAUCGCAUCCAGACCUACUACGACUUCGGCUACGUGGCCCUGGACAUUUCUCAGGUGCGCGCCGAAGAUGCUGGCGUCUACACCGUGGUGGCUAGAAACAAGCUAGGUGAAGCUCAGUUGCAAGCAACGAUGGUAGUGGAAACUCGUUCCAGCAUCGACACAUCUAGCAUGCACCGCGGCCUUUAUGAAAAAACGCAGAAUCUGGAGAACAAGCAAUUUGUCGAGCCUCAAUACGAUAUUGAGGAGAUCUCCAAGUCAAAGCCCGUCUUUGUGCAGCCGCUGACCGAUCCAAAGCCCAUUCACGAUGGCAAGAACAUUCAUCUGGAGUGCCGUCUCGAGCCCAUGGGCGAUCCCACAAUGCGCGUCGAGUGGUUCCAUAACGGACGCCCCGUGACCGUUGGCUCACGUUUCCGCACCUACUACGACUUCGGAUUCGUCGCCCUGGACAUCAUCAAGGCCACGGCAGCCGACUCUGGCGAGUAUACCGUGCGCGCCACCAACCACCUGGGCACCGCUCACACCUCUUCAUGUGUGCGUGUGAUUGAUCGCACCGAUGUGAUUACCGAGACCCAGAACGAGCAGUCGCUGGAGCAGAUUCAGCUGCUUGAGGACUCGCGUCGUCGCCACCACCAGGAAGAGGAUAUCACCAUCAUGCAGGCGCCUCAAUUUACACGCGCGCUGCAUAACAUCGAGACCGUUGAGGGCACCAACGUGCAUCUGGAGUGCCGCCUGCAGCCAGUGGGCGAUCCCAGCAUGCGCAUCGAGUGGUUCGUCAACGGCAUGCCGGUAAAGACGGGCCAUCGCUUCCGUCCCGCCUACGAGUUUGACUAUGUGGCGUUGGACUUGCUUGGCUGCUAUGCCAUCGACUCGGGCGUCUACACGUGCCAAGCCCGCAACCAACUGGGCGAGGCCGUCACCUCCUGCUCCGUGCGCAUUAUUGCCAAGAAGGAUUUGAUUCUGGAGACUCAGAACGAGUCUGGUCUGCAAAAGAUUCAAUACCUGGAGGACUCCUCACGCUAUCGUCGUCAUGAGGACGUGGAUGAGGUGGUCAAUAUUCGCCCUCGCUUCCUCACACAUCCCAAGAGCCUGACCAACACUCGCGAAGGCGGUCACGCCCACUUUGAGUGCAAAAUUGAGCCAGUCACCGAUCCCAAUCUGAAGGUGGAGUGGUUCAAGAACGGCCGUCCCAUUACCGUGGGCCAUCGUUUCCGUCCGAUUCAUGAUUUCGGCUAUGUGGCCUUAGAUAUUAUUAGCCUGAUUGCUGAGGACUCCGGUAUUUACACCUGCCGCGCCGUCAAUUUGAUUGGCUCCGAUGAGACUCAGGUGGAGCUGCAAUGCCGCAGCGGCGAGCAAAUCGUCACAGUUACCCAGAACGAGGCUGGUCUCGAGCAGAUUCACUAUCUGGAGGAUCGCUCGCGCUACAGCCGCCGCGAGGAAGUCGACGAGAGCACCAAGCAGGCGCCAGUGUUUACUACCUCCCUGAAGAAUAUAGAGAUCAAGGAGAAUCAGCGUGCGCACUUUGAGUGCCGCUUGAUUCCCGUCUCCGAUCCUUCGAUGCGUGUGGAGUGGUACCACAACAACAUGCCUCUGAAAUCAGGCUCGCGUUUCACUGAGACCAACAACUUUGGCUUCGUGGCCCUUGAUAUUAUGUCCACCCUGCCCGAAGAUGCUGGCACCUACACCUGCCGUGCGUUCAAUGCUGUGGGCGAGGCCAUAACAUCUGCUGUUGCCGUUGUGCACACCAAGAAGUCCAUCUAUCUGGAGUCUCAGCACGAGACAGCUUUGCCGCGACUGCAGCACCUGGAGGAUGGCUCCAAGCGCCAGCGCGUCAGCGUACUGGAUGAGUUCGUUACGCAGGCUCCGGUCUUUACCAUGCCCGUGCGGGAUGUUCGUGUGGCCGAGAAUCAGGCUGUGCACUUUGAGGCCCGCCUUAUUCCCGUGGGCGAUCCCAAGCUCACGGUCGAAUGGCUGCGCAACGGUCAGCCCAUUGAGGCGUCCAAUCGUACCACCACCAUGCACGAUUUCGGCUACGUGGCUCUGAACAUGAAGUACGUGAAUCCCGAGGACUCUGGCACCUACACCUGCCGUGCAGUCAACGAGCUGGGUCAGGCAGUCACGUCUGCGUCGCUGAUUGUGCAGUCGAAGACUGCCAUUCAGAUGGAGACGCAGCACGAAGCUGCCAUGCACAAGAUCCAUCAGCUAGAGGAUCACAGCAAGUACCAGCGCCGCGAGGAGGAGGAAUACACCGUUACGACUGCGCCAAUGUUCGUCACCAAGCUGAUCGGACCCACCAAUCUGGUUGAGGGCCAGAGUGCCCACUACGAGUGCCGCAUCGAACCUUACCCAGAUCCGAACCUGAAGGUUGAGUGGUUCCACAACGGCAAGCCAUUGAGCACUGGCCAUCGCUUCCGCACCACCUAUGACUUUGGCUUUGCCGCACUCGACAUCCUCACCGUCUAUGCGGAGGACAGUGGAGAGUACACUUGCCGUGUGACUAACAAUCUGGGCGAGGCCAUCAGCUCGAUUGCACUCAAUGUUACCACGCGUUCGUCGAUUAUUCACGAAACGCAGCAUGAGGAGGCUCUGCACAAGAUCCAGCAUCUGGAGGAUACCUCUCGCUUCCAGCGCAAACCUGAAGAAGAUCAGUUCCACGCUGAGCGCCCACAGUUUGGACGCCCACUGCGCAAUGCCAAGGUCAAUGAGGGCACACCCGUGCAUCUGGAGGCAACACUGAUCCCAGUUAAUGACCCCACCAUGAGGGUCGAGUGGUACUGCAACGGCAGGCCCAUCCAAACGGGUCACCGUUUCAAGACCACCUACGAUUUCGGCUUUGUCGCCUUGGACAUAUUGUACGCCCACGCCGAGGAUACCGGCACCUACAUGUGCAAGGCCAAGAAUGCUGUUGGAGAAGCUGUCACGACUUGUGCUGUAAACGUAACAGCAAAUAAGACACUGGAUCUGGAUACACUCGAUGCCCAGCGGCUGGAGAAGAUUCGCCAGCUCGAGAGCUAUGCGCCACCCGUAAAGGCCGAGGUGGAGGAGAAGGGACAGAAGCCAAUAUUCCUCACCCCACUAAGCAAUCAGGAGCAUCUGAAGGAGGGCGAGCACGCCCACUUGGAGUGUCGCGUUGAGCCCAUCAACGAUCCCAACCUGAAGAUCGAAUGGUUCUGCAAUGGCAAGCAACUGCCCACCGGACAUCGUUAUCGCACCACCCACGACUUUGGCUACGUGGCCCUGGACAUUUUGUAUGUUUAUGGCGAGGACACUGGCACCUACAUGUGCAAGGCAACCAAUCUCCUGGGCGAAGCAGUCAACACCUGCAACGUCCGUGUGCUGAACAGGCGCAGCAUGAUUCUGGACACCCAGCACCCGGAUGCCCUGGAGAAGAUUCAGAAGUUGGAGUCCAAGGUUGUCACCACACGCACUGAAGUCGGCGAUCAUCCAAUUGGCCCGCCCCACUUCACCGCAGAGCUGCGCGGCUCCACUGAGAUCUAUGAAGGCCAAACGGCUCACUUCGAAGCACAAGUGGCGCCAGUGCACGAUCCCAACUUGCGCAUCGAGUUCUACCAUAAUGGCAAGCCUCUGCCAUCGGCAGCCCGCUUCCACAUCACCUUCGACUUUGGUUAUGUCUCGCUGGACAUUACUCAUGCCGUGGCCGAGGAUGCUGGCGAGUAUUCCGUGCGUGCUGUUAACGCUUUGGGUCAAGCCGUCUCUUCGACCAAUCUGCGCGUGAUCGCCCGCGGCACCAUUAUUUCAGACACUCAGCAUCCUGAGGGACUGGAGAAGAUACGCAAGUUGGAGUCUACGGCACCACACCAGCGCCAGGAGGUCGAAACGCCUGGCACACGCCAGCGACCCAUGUUCACACAACCAAUUCAAAACAUUGAUCGCAUCAAUGAGCACCAGACCGCCCACUUUGAGGCGCGCCUGAUCCCAGUGGGCGAUCCCAACUUGAAGGUCGAAUGGUACCGCAAUGAAAAGCUGAUCGAAGACAGCUCCAGAAUCACGAAGCAGCACGACUUUGGCUUUGUUUCGCUCGAUAUAUCGCACAUCCGCAAGGAGGAUGAGGGCGUUUACAUGUGCCGCGCUGUCAAUCCACUUGGUGAGGCCGUCACUACUGCCUCUAUGCGUGUGGUUACCGAGGCCACCAUCCAAAUGGAUACCCAGCAUCCGGACAGCAUUCGUCGUAUUCAUCAGCUGGAGAAGCCUCUGGCUCCACUGCCCACCGAGCCAGAGCGCCUCUUCGAGAAGCCCAUCUUUACGCAGCUACUGACGGGCCCCUCCGAGGUAUGGGAGGGCAGCCAUGCUCACUUCGAGGCACGUGUGGUGCCCGUUGGUGAUCCCUCACUUAAGUUCGAGUGGUUCAUUAACGGCGUUGAGCUGCAAAUGGGCUCACGUCUGCGCACCACCCACGACUUUGGCUUUGUCACGCUCGACAUUGCCGCUGUGGUGCCUGAAGAUGCUGGUGUCUACAUGUGCCGCGCUUUCAAUGCCGCUGGCGAGGCUGUGUCCUCGACUGCCAUGAAGGUGAAGACCAGGGCCAACAUCGACGGACAGCCCCUGAUACCCGAGUCCUGGGAGGCCAUUCGUCUAAAGGAGGCCGCAAUGAACCGUGUGCCCGAAAUGUUUGUGGACUCUACGCCUCAGCAGGCUCCAGUGUUCACGACGCACUUGCAGAGCUACGACAAGUUGCACGAGGGCCAGCAUGUGCAUCUGGAGGCUCAGGUGGAGCCACGCGCCGAUCCUAAUCUGCGCAUUGAGUGGUUCAAGAACGGCAUCUCACUGACAACUGGCUCACGCAUACGCAGCACCUUCGACUUUGGACUGGUUACCUUGUCCAUCAAUGGACUACGCGAGGACGACUCUGCUAUUUACACCUGCAAGGCCACCAACCAGGUGGGCGAGGCUGUUUCGACCUCAUCGCUUAAAAUCGAAGAUCGCCAUUGGCUACAAGCGGAGUCCUUGCAUCCGGACUCAUUGCCACGCAUUGGCGAGUUGGAGGCGCCAAAGCCUGUUCGUAAGGACGCACCAGAGCCCACAUACGAGACUCCUGUUUUUAUCACGCAUCUGAACAACAUCGAGUGCAAGGAGACGGACAGCGUUCGCUUUGAGUGCAACGUGGAGCCAGCUCGUGAUCCUACCAUGAAUAUCGAAUGGUUCUACAAUGGAAAACCGUUGCAAGCAGCUGCCAAAUUCAAGUCCAUUUACGACUUUGGCUACUGUGCCCUGGACCUGAAUAACUCGUAUGCCGAGAACAGCGGCAUCUACACUUGCAAGGCCACAAACAGCAAGGGCUCGGCUACGACCUCGGGCACAUUGAAGUGCACAGGCGGCAAGACUAUGUUCCUGGACACUCAACAUCCACAGGGCGAGAGCGGACUGGAGGCCGUGCAAGAAACUGAAGAAGCAUUGGCCAAUCGCUAUGCUCAGAAGCCGAGCAAGCCUGAAACUCAAUACCCAGCGCCAGUCUGGACCAGGCCGUUGCAGCAGGAGUUCCAUCUAUCCGAGGCGCAGCCCAUCCAUUUGGAGGCCAAUGUGGAGCCGAAGGAGGAUCCAAAUCUGUUCAUCGAAUGGUAUUUCAAUGGCAAGCUGCUGCAGCAUGGCUCACGCUUCAAGAUGACCAGCGAAUUUGGCUUCGUCACCAUGGACAUGAUUGAGGUGUACUCUAGAGAUCAGGGCAUCUACACCUGCAAGGCCUACAACAGAGCUGGCGAGGCUUUCACUUCCACCACCAUAUUCUGCUCAAGCAAGGACAGCAUCAUUGAAGCCACACAGCAUCCCAAGGGUGCUGAGGGUCUGGAACAGAUUCAGGACUUGGAGGAAUCACUACGCAAGGACGGCAGCAAGCCGGAGCAGCCCGAGCAGGGCAUUGCACCACGCUUCACCACCGAAUUCGUUAACAUUUCUGAUGUUGGCGAAGGUGAGUUGGCCCAUUUCGAGGCCAAUCUCAUUCCUGUGGGCGAUCAGAGUAUGGUCAUUGAAUGGUUCUUCAAUGGCAAAGUUCUUGAGGCCAGCCACCGCGUGCGCACCAUCUACGCCUUUGGCACCGUCGCCCUGGAAGUGCUGGGCACCAAGAUCGAAGACACCGGCACUUACACCUGCCGUGCCACCAACAAAUACGGUUCGGCUGAGAUCAGCUGCACCCUGGAAUGUGUCGACAAGCCGCGUGGCCAGAAACCACACUUCACGUCGCAUAUUCAGCCGCUGCAGGGCCUGAAGGAUGGCCAGUCCGCUCACUUUGAGUGCACUUUGAUUCCGGUUAAUGAUCCGGAUCUCAAGGUCGAGUGGUACCACAAUGGCAAACUGCUCCGUCACUCGAAUCGCAUCAAAACGGUAUCCGACUUUGGCUAUGUGGUCCUCGAUAUUGCCUAUCUGCAGGAUCACGACAGUGGCGAAUACGUUUGCCGCGCCUACAACAAGUACGGCGAGGACUUCACUCGCACCACUCUCAACUGUGGUGGUCGCGGUGGCGUGUUCUACGACAGCUUGCAGCCUGAUUCUCUCCAAAGAAUCCGUGAGCUGGAGUGCCCGCAAGGACAGCAAGCAGACAGUGGAGCUCCAGUGGUUGCCGAGCCACCCAAGUUCAUCACACAAAUCAGUGAUGUCACCAAGCUGGUGGAGGGCCAGAGCGCUCACUUUGAGGCGCGCCUGACGCCCAUUACCGAUCCCGACCUGGUGGUCGAGUGGUAUUUCAAUGGCAAGAAGCUGCCUCAUGGCCAUCGCUUCCGCACUUUCCAUGACUUUGGCAUUGUCAUCCUGGAUAUUCUGUAUUGCUAUGAGGAGAACUCUGGUGUUUAUGAGUGCCGCGCCUACAACAAAUAUGGCGAGGAUGUCACCCGCGCCAGCCUGAAGUGCGCCUCCAAGGCCAGCCUGAUCCUGGACUCGCAGCUGCCACGCGGCAUGGAGGGCGGUCUGGAGAAGAUUGCCAAUCUGGAGUAUAGCAUGGUGCGUACCCGCGAGGAGACCACCGAGGAGACCAGAGGCAAGGCACCAGUGUUCACUGUGCCCCUGGAGAACAUUGACAAUCUGCGCGAGGGCGAGAAUGCUCACUUUGAGGCUCGCAUCACGCCUGCUGAUGACCCCAAGCUGAAGGUGGAGUGGUAUUGGAAUGGCCGUCCAUUGAAGGCUGGCUCUCGGUUCCGCACUUUCUGCGACUUUGGCUUUGUUAUUCUGGAAAUUUCUCCUGUCUAUCCGGAGGAUUCUGGCGAAUACUCGUGCCGUGCCAUCAAUGAGUAUGGCGAGGCAGUGACCAGCGCAACAAUGAAGAUUCAAGGCAAGCGUAGCAUUAUUAUGGAAUCGCAGCUGCCCAAGGGCAUGGAAGGCACCAUCGAUCGCAUCGCGGAGCUGGAAGGUCUGGGCUCUCGCAGCACUGAGUUUGUGCCGGAGGACGAUACAGGCAAGCCACCCGAGUUUAUUACGACGCCAUUCGACAUGGUCAUCGGAGAGAACUCGCUGGCCCACUUCGAGUGUCGCCUGCAGCCCAUCAACGAUCCGUCCAUGCGCGUGGACUGGUUCCACAACGGCAAGGCCUUGUGGGCCGGCUCCCGCAUCAAGACCAUCAACGACUUUGGCUUUGUCAUCCUGGAGAUUGCCGGCUGCUAUCAGCGCGAUACUGGUCUGUAUACCUGCAAGGCAACCAACAAGCACGGCGAGGCCACCGUCUCCUGCAAAUUGCAGGUCAAGGGUCGCCAGGGCAUUGUCAUGGAGCCGCAGCUGCCCUCGAACUUCCGCACUGGCACUGAGAGCCUGCAAAAGCUGGAGGAGAGCAUGCACAAGCGUGAGGAGAUGGUCAUCGAUGAGGAGCAGCCAAAUCCACCCAAGUUCGUUGAGGAGAUCAAGGACAACUUGGAUGUGCCCGAGGGUGGACCAAUUCACUUCGAUUGCCGCGUAGAGCCCGUUGGUGAUCCAACAAUGCGCAUCGAAUGGUACUACAAUGGCCGCGUCAUGGCCACUGGUUCCAGAGUGCAUCAACUGAACGACUUUGGCUUCAUUGCUUUGGAUAUUGACUACAUCUAUGCUAGGGACUCUGGCGAGUACACUUGCCGCGCCACCAACAAGUGGGGCAGUGCCACCACCACCGCCAAGGUCACCUGCAAGGGCAAGCACAGCAUUGUCUACGACUCACAGCUGCCCGAGGGCAUGACUGCCGAGAAGCUGAAGGAAUUGGAACGUGGACGCAUACCAGAGGCACCCAAGGUUGUUGAAGAACAGUACGGACCACCGAAGUUCAUCACCCAGAUAGCAUCCUGCACAGCCGAGGAGUCUGAGGCUGUCCGAUUCGAGUGCCAAGUGGAGCCAAAGACCGAUCCCAAUCUGCGUGUCGAAUGGUAUCGCAAUGGCAAGCCUUUGCCGUUGGGCCAUCGCUACAGGAACGUCUUCGACAUGGGCUUCGUCUCGCUGGACAUUUUGUAUGUGUACAGCGACGACUCUGGUGAAUACGUUUGCCGUGCCGUCAACAAGUACGGCGAAGAUCGCACCAAGGCCACCGUCUCCUGCAAGAAAUUGCCUACGAUUCUGCUGCAAAAUCAAGUGCCACGUGGCAUGAAGCGCUCGGAAACGCUCACCCAAAUGGAGGCCACCAUCAAGAAGUACACCUCCGAGGUGCAUUUGACCGAGGAUGAUCUCUUCGAUCCCGACCGCAAGCAGCCGCCUCGCUUCGUCACGCAGAUCAAGGAGCAGCUCACGCUGACGGAAAUGGCUAAGACCAAGUUUGAGUGCCAGUUGGCGCCUGUGGGUGAUCCGAACAUGAAGGUCGAAUGGUUCUUCAAUGGCAAGCCCUUGCUCUACAAGAACCGCUUCCAGCCCAUCUACGACUUUGGCUAUGUGGCCAUGAACUUCGGCUGGGUGUAUCCCGAGGACAGCGGUGAAUAUGUCUGCCGCGCCACGAACUUGUACGGCAUGGAUGAGACUCGUGCCAUCAUCAAGGUGUCCGGCAAGCCGGGCAUUGUCUACGACUCCCAGCUGCCUGCCCAUAUGCAGAGCAUCGAUCGCAUUCGCGAAAUGGAAGCUUCCUGGCAAGUUGUACCCGAAGAAGCUGACCCCGAUGCCAAGCCAAGAACGAAGCCAGUCUUCGUUAGCAAGCUGGAGCCACAGACGGUUGAGGAGGGCGAACCAGCCAGAUUCUGUGUGCGUGUCACCGGUCAUCCACGUCCUCGUGUCAUGUGGCUGAUCAACGGCCACACUGUUGUUCAUGGCUCGCGUUACAAGCUGACCAACGAUGGUAUGUUCCAUCUUGAUAUACCCAAGACGCGUCAAUACGAUACCGGCAAGGUGGAGGUUAUAGCGCGCAAUUCUGUGGGCGAAUCGAUUGCUUCGACCGAACUGAAUGUUGUCGCACGCUCUGAUGACUAUCGCAAUGUUCUCAAGAACUCACCACGCCCCUGGUACGAUUACGAACUAGCGGCCUAUCAGAAGGAGCGCCAGGAGAACGAGCUGGAAAAGGUAUUCGAUGAACGUAAGCAAUAUUUGUCCGAGCAGAGUGCGCAUACGCUGAAGGGCGUGGAGCACCUGAAGCCCAAGCAGUACAAGCCCCAGACACCCGAUUGGCAGCAGAACGUCAAGGCCAAGAAGAGCGAGGAGUACUACAACAAGAUCCAGGAGCUCGAAACCGAGCAGUUGCUCAAGGAGACCAAUUUGCGCAGAGACACCCAUCAAUAUGCCAUUCCCGGCGAGAAGGUUGUCAGCAGCUCAGCCGCCAAGGGCAUGGCGCACUCCUACGAGGAGAAUCUUCAAGAGCAAACGAGCACCACCCAAGUCAAGGGCGCCCCACCAAAGGGCAUAGCCCUGCCGUCGGAGUCGUCGGUGCAUGGACGUGAGGUGCACAUGAAUAAGCAGCAGCAAGUGCAGAAGGAGAUCCAAGGUGACUUGGAGAUUACACGCAAGAUCACUGCCACCGAGACCACCGAAGUGGAGCAUAAGGGCACCAUUCAAGAGCGCGUUGUCAAGGGCCCAGUCGCACCUUCCAAGCCACCCGUCUUCACCAAAAAGAUUCAGCCAUGCCGCGUCUUUGAGAAUGAGCAGGCCAAAUUCGAGGUGGAGUUCGAGGGCGAGCCCAUGCCGACCGUGAAGUGGUUCCGUGAGAGCUUCCCCAUCCAGAACUCACCUGAUCUGCAGAUUCACACGUUCAGCGGUAAAUCCAUAUUGAUCAUACGCCAGGUCUUCAUCGAGGACUCGGCUGUGUUUACCUGCGUGGCAGAGAAUCGUGGUGGAACUGCCAAGUGCAGCGCCAAUUUGGUUGUGGAGGAGCGCAGACGCGCCGGCAAGGGCGGCAUACAGCCACCAAGCUUUGUGUCCACCAUUCAGAGCACCACCGUGUCCACUGGCCAGCUGGCUCGCUUCGAUGCCAAGGUGACCGGCACACGCCCCAUGGAUGUUUACUGGCUGAAGAACGGCAUGAAGAUUCAGCCCAGCAUCAAGUUCAAGAUGCUGGAAGAGGACAACAUUCACACUCUGCUGAUCAUUGAGCCGUUCGCCGAGGACUCUGGCCGCUAUGAGUGCGUGGCUGUCAAUGCCGCUGGCGAGGCACGCUGCGAUGGCGAUUGCAUUGUUCAAUCUCCCACGAAGCCGGAGAAGCCAACAACGCCCGGCAGCGAGAAGCCGCCACACAUUGUGGAGCAGCUGAAGAGCCAGUCCGUAGAAGAAGGCAGCAAGGUAAUCUUCCGCUGCCGCGUGGAUGGCAAGCCCACGCCAACGGCUCGUUGGAUGCGUGGCGAGAACUUUGUGAAGCCCUCUCGCUACUUCCAAAUGUCGCGCCAAGGCGAAUACUAUCAGCUGAUCAUCUCGGAGGCGUUCCCCGAGGACGAGGGCACCUACAAGUGCGUUGCCGAAAACAAACUGGGCAGCAUUCAGACCAGCGCCCAGCUCAAAGUGCGUCCCAUCGAGAACCUGGAUGCACCGCCAACCAUUACCGCUCUCAAAGAUGUCUCCGUCACCGAGGGCAUGCCGGCGCAGUUCAAAACCACUGUCACCGGCAAAGUGAAAGCCACCAGUGUGCAGUGGUUCCGCGAGGGACAACUGAUACCGGAAACACCUGACUUCCAGAUGAUCUUUGAUGGCAACAGUGCCGUGCUAUUGAUUGGCACCACCUACGAGGAGGAUUCGGGCAUCUUUACCGUGCGUGUGACCUCGUCAACUGGACAGGUCGAGUCAUCAGCCAAACUGACUGUUAAAAGUAAGGAUUAAACUAAAAGCUAAGCAAAACCAAAACCAGAGUUCGUAAACAGCAAGAAAUCAAAACGUAAGCGAACAGUGUUCGAAAUCUCCAAAGAAUGCUCAAAAGAAAAAAAAA
This is a messenger RNA of Drosophila navojoa, 25860 nucleotides long. It is a transcript of the gene zormin, whose product is annotated as spectrin and immunoglobulin domain-containing protein zormin. Gene Ontology annotation, molecular function: protein binding. The record is from RefSeq and is a predicted model, not a curated record. Lineage: Eukaryota; Metazoa; Arthropoda; Insecta; Diptera; Drosophilidae.